This is a messenger RNA of Panicum hallii, 1225 nucleotides long. RefSeq names its product protein LURP-one-related 8-like. The transcript is spliced from 3 exons. NCBI's taxonomy places the organism in Eukaryota, Viridiplantae, Streptophyta, Magnoliopsida, Poales, Poaceae. The record is from RefSeq and is a predicted model, not a curated record. The coding region runs from base 1 to 954 and encodes 317 amino acids.
AUGGCUCAAGAGCAAGAUGGGAUGGCUGGAGAGGAGGGGGAGAGGAAGGAAAGAGGGAAAACUUGCCCGGCGUCGCCUUCCUCGUAUCUGCACGGGCUUCGGGCGGAGCUCUCCGGCGGCAAACGCGGGGUAGGGAGCGGAGAGGGCGGGGGCUGUGGGGCGGCGGCGGCAGUUCCACCCAAGCUGCAGCAACCCAACCAAAGCAGACGAUCGACGACGCACCACCCGGUGCCUCCGCGAUCCAGCCCCAGCAACAUCGCCACCGGCAAGAGGGUACACCCUUCCGACGCCGACGCCAUUCACCACAGCUGCCCCGACGCCGCGGAUGAUGAUCCAAAGCCGGCGCUCUACACGGUGUGGAAGAGGUCCAGCAUGGGCUUCCAGGGCACCGAUGGCUUCUCCGUCUACGACGCCGCCGGCGCCCUCGCCUUCCGCCUCGACAACUACUCAAGGCGCCGCAAGCUCUUCGCCGGCGAGAUCCUGCUCAUGGACGGCCAAGGGGCUCCCCUUCCGGCACUCCGCCCACAGAUUCUCAGCAUGCGCGAUCAGUGGAACUGUUACAGAGCAUCAGAAGAAGCCGGUGACAAGAGCUCCUCCAGGCGGCAACACCUCUUCUCCAUGAGGAAAUGCUCACUUGUAAAAAGCAAUGACGAAGCAGAGGUGCACAUAUCAGGAUGCACCACCUUAUCAGAUCAUGACUCCCGAGCUCCUAGCUUCAGGGUGCAGGGUAGCUUCUGGAGGAGAAGCUGCAAGAUCCUUAAAGGCAACGGGGAGGAGGUGGCUGGGAUAACCAGGAAGAAGGCCGGAGCUGUGUCGGAGACGGUCCCACUUGGCGAAGAUGUCUUCAGCCUUACCAUCAUGCCAAAUGUCGAUCGCUCAAUGAUCAUGGCUUUUGUUGUCAUUUUGGACCGUAUCUGCCAGAAGCCAUACAAACUUUUAAUGUGUUCUUCGUAGUUCAUCCCUUCAAGCUUCCAGGUGCUGAAGCCCUAUUUGAACCCAUGAAACUUGAAGCUGAAAGUGAUGGACACUAAAAUUCAAGAAGGGCGGUCUAAUGAGGUGCUGAGGCAGUGAGUUCAGAUAGGUAGAGACUGAACGUGCUAAUUGAAGCUGUGGACUGACUGAAGCCAACAUGUAACAUAUCCUAACAUUUUUGAAGCAAAAGACGGAAAUUUAGAUUUCAACUGGAGUCCUGCAUUGCAACGCAUGCUGGAUUCCUGUGAUGUAA